UAUAUUUGUCUCCACCCUCCAUCCGCGUGGUUGACUCUGCCAGAUUCGCUCCUCGACUUCCGCCCCACCAUCUAACUUUGUCCUCCCGUUCGUGCAUCUUCCCCAGCUCGUCCCGGAUUUGCGUCGGACAUGCCUGGAGUGACUUCCCACCUCUCGAAGGUCGGACCCAGACGGUUUAGGCUGCCUCAUGCCCCAGCCCGGAGGCCCGCCAUCCGCUCACCGGCAAAUGAAGCCUCAAUCGCGUCUACCUCAAAACCUCGAGACCGUCCCAAGUUUCCCUGCGUUGAGGCGCACGCGGCUCGAGAGUCACGCCUUCGCUCCUCGCGACAGUCGUCAAAUCUUGCGACUUCUUCGCCAUCCACAUCUCGCGCCUUACCUCCAAGCGCGGAGCCAGAGCCGCCGUACGAGCGGCCAAAUCCACGGUCCUACAAGACUUACAACCACUCAAAACCCCUCCCCUUAACCUACGCUCCGGCAUUACCUGAGUUUGACAUCGCGUACGAGACUUGGGGCACUCUGUCUCCGGCGAAGGACAACGUCAUUCUCCUGCACACAGGCCUGUCCGCGUCGUCACAUGCUGCCUCUACGGACCUCAACCCAUCCGAAGGGUGGUGGGAGAAGUUCAUCGGCCCUGGUCGUGCCCUCGAUACGAACCAAUUUUUCAUCAUUUGUACAAACGUCCUCGGCGGCUGCUAUGGCUCGACCGGCCCUUCGUCAAUCGACCCCACGACAGGUCAGCGGUACGCGACGCGUUUCCCGAUCCUCUCUAUCUUCGACAUGGUCCGGGCGCAAUUCUGCCUCCUCGACCACCUCGGGAUUCAUCAAUUGUAUGCAAGCGUCGGAUGCUCGAUGGGCGCAAUGCAAAGCCUUGCUGCAGGCUGGCUGCACCCCGAACGCGUCGGCAAGGUGGUGAGCAUUAGUGGGACCACGCGCAGCAGCCCUGGCGCAAUCGCUAUGCGUUUCGCGCAACGUAGUGUGCUGAUGGCAGACCCCAAUUGGAACAACGGUUUCUAUUAUGACGGUUUGCCGCCGCACACUGGCAUGAAGCUCGCCCGGCAAAUUGCCACUAUCACUUACCGGUCAGGUCCUGAAUGGGAUCAGAGAUUUGGGCGUAGGCUGCGACCCGCACCGCAGUCCGCACUAUCCACGGGCGCGGAGGACUCGGGUUCUCCACGCGUACCAGCGCUCUGCCCUGACUUCUUGAUAGAAACAUAUCUUGACUAUCAGGGCGAAUCAUUCUGUCUCAAGUACGACGCCAAUUCGCUCAUUUAUAUUUCCAAGGCAAUGGAUGUCUUCGAUUUGACAAGCUCUGCGCUCGCCGAGCUGAGGCUGACACCUCCGCCACCACGUUCGGCACCUCCGCCGCUCCCACCAUCCCUGGUUUCGCAACCUUCUUCGCCUGCACAUCAGCAUUACCACUGGCUCACGUCACAUUCGAAGUCGCAUCCACCACCACCAAACCCGCCGGCUCACUUACCGGAGCUGGCAGAGGGACUGCGGCCUUUGGCUAACACGCCAACGCUCAUACUCGGCGUGCAGAGCGACAUCCUGUUCCCCGUCGAGCAGCAGCGGGAGGUAGCGGAUGCUCUGCGUAUGACAGGGAACAAUAUGGUGAGCUACUAUGAGCUCGGUGGCGUGUGGGGCCAUGAUACAUUCCUGCUCGACGUACAAAACGUCGGAGGCGCUAUUCGAGGCUUCCUGUCAUGACCACGCCGUUGUCAUUUCCCUACGUCACUCAUCGCAUUCAGUAGCAGCACGAGAUUCAUACAGUAUGUAUGCCAAUCAUACCAAUGCAACCAGUUGGGUACAGUCUAGCAAUACGUACCCUCAUUAACGAACCGCACGCCGAAUUUGCACCUAUAUGACCUCGAGUGCAAGUACCAACAAUGCAUGGCUGAGAUUCAUACUAUAGCUACAUUGGCACGCGUGU
This is a messenger RNA of Rhodofomes roseus, 1930 nucleotides long. Its product is annotated as homoserine acetyltransferase. Lineage: Eukaryota; Fungi; Basidiomycota; Agaricomycetes; Polyporales; Fomitopsidaceae. Gene Ontology annotation, molecular function: homoserine O-acetyltransferase activity; L-serine O-acetyltransferase activity. Gene Ontology annotation, biological process: L-homoserine metabolic process. The transcript has 5 exons. The coding region runs from base 130 to 1707 and encodes 525 amino acids. The record is from RefSeq and is a predicted model, not a curated record.